AUGUGCGAAAGACUCGGUGAUCGAGUGAUUUGUCGUUAUUGCAAUGAGGCGAAUUACUCGGUGAAAUCGAAUAAAAUGUAUGAUAAUAUUUGGACGCAUUUCUUGAUGAAACAUUGUGAUGUGUUGAUGGCAUUUUGUCGAGAGGGCAAAUUCAGAUAUGGGGAAAUCGUCGAAGAAGAGAAUUCUCAACACUCACUAUCAGUCGAUCCUACAUAUGAGGACAAUUUCCUUAAAUAUCUCGAGAAAAACGAAAAGCCGAAAUAUUUAUUGAAGGAAAACUUUGCAUCGACGAGUCAGGAAGAGUUCUUUGAUUUAGAUGAUAAAUCACAGAUUCCAAUGUUGGACCUGUCCGAGCCGUCACGACAAAGCGAAGCCGAUGCUGAUGAUGAGAUGAAGUACGAAAUUGAGGAGAACAAUGCCGAGAAGAAAAAGAUUGGAAAACGAGACGGCAAUGAUUCAGAUGACGAUUACUACCCAAAGAACAUGAUACCAAAGGGGAAACGAUCAUUUGAAAUUUGUGAGAUUUGUGGUAAGAAACUCCUACACGGUGAAUACAUGUCGAGCACAAAGUUCAUGCUGAUCGAGCACGUGAAAACACAUAUGGAUUGGAAAGAGUACAAGUGUUCAAAAGAUUGUCCACAACACUCAACGAGAUCUACCGUGAAACGGAAAGCCUCACCGACUUCAGCCAUUGCAGCAAAAAAGACUGAUGAUUCAAAGAGCUCCGAAACGCUUGGAUCAUUGAUGGAAUUGUUGAGGAAAAAGGAUGAAGAGUUGAAAGAAAAGGAGGAGACGUUGGAAAGGGUGUACACGAUGAUGGGAAAGAAGCAAACCGAGCUGGAGUUGCUGAAAGAAGAGAUGGGUUUUCUCAAAUCAACGAUCAUCCUUCUGGUGCUGGGAAUGACGAUGGCUCAAGCAAACGUUGGAGACGGGAACGAAGGAGCUAAUGUCAAAGCUGGCUGGCAGCGAAAUGCUGGCAGGCCAUAUAAACCAAGCAAAUCGCGUUAUUGGAGAGAAAUGCAGCUUAGGAUCCUCAAUUCAUCCUGGAUAUUCCCAAGAAAAGAUAUCAUCAAUCAGAGAUACGCUCUUGUCCUGAAGCCUAUGAUUAUCACUCAUGUCCUCGAGACGCCAUCUUUCAACGAUUUCCUCAAAUAUUACACGCAUGGUCUUGAUGAAAAAAGUAAACUCUACGGCAAUACGGAAGCCAAUGUGAAGUCGGCUCUCUCAACAACUUUUGAUCUUCUCGUCAAACAAUACGGAAAGCUCGAUGCGGAUAUGAAUCUGUGGAAUGAGAUUCAAAAUGCAAAAGCGAAACGUGAGGCCAAUGAAUUGGAUUUCUUCCUCUCUGAUGAGUUCACUGAGAUCCUCUUGAAAAACACUGCCAAGUAUUUGGACGGAUUGAAGGAAAACAACACAAAUAAAGUUGUCAAGCGUGCAAUUGAGAUUUUGGAGAGCGAGUUCAAUGAGGCUAAAGGAGUGGAUAAGACCGAUGAUGGUGCUUUCAUGGAGUCAAUUUUGAAAUCAAUCCGCCACAACCGCGAAGCCGACGCAAUUGAUUACGAUCAGCUGAGCUUCAUCCAAAAAUUGAGCCUUCUUGUUGAAGAUGAUUUGUUGAAUCCUUUCCUUGAUUCGGUCAACUAUGAAAUGGAGCGUGCAAAGAGGGCCUACACGAAUGAAGGGAUUGGGGCUGCUCUAAAAGCCAUCUUCUCGGCUCCAGUUUCUGUGGAAGAACGAGAAAAUGAGAGACGGGAGGCUAAAGGUUUUGGCUCGAAGGCCGCAACUAAAACAAAACACGAGGAGAUCGUUGAACGAGAUCGUCAUUCCAUUUUAGAGAAGUUGACGGAUCCAUUGAUCAAUGAGGUGAAUUACAAGACUGACCGUGUCAAGAAGGCCUACGAGGCUGAUGGAAUCAAAGGUGUUCUAAAAUCAGCAAUCUCAGCUCCGAUUUCAUGGGGAUUUUUGGAGAAAAGAGAAAACACGGAAGCUGAGGCUGAGGUGCGACCAUCGCGUGGAAUUCGGCUUCGAGAAGUUCCCUUGGACAAAAAC
This is a messenger RNA of Mesorhabditis belari, 2046 nucleotides long. The record is from the annotation of a GenBank genome assembly. NCBI's taxonomy places the organism in Eukaryota, Metazoa, Nematoda, Chromadorea, Rhabditida, Rhabditidae.